Leptopilina heterotoma is the source of this 4858-nucleotide messenger RNA. It is a transcript of the gene Ctr9, whose product is annotated as RNA polymerase-associated protein CTR9 homolog. Gene Ontology annotation, biological process: regulation of DNA-templated transcription. The transcript has 14 exons. NCBI's taxonomy places the organism in Eukaryota, Metazoa, Arthropoda, Insecta, Hymenoptera, Figitidae. The record is from RefSeq and is a predicted model, not a curated record. Gene Ontology annotation, cellular component: Cdc73/Paf1 complex. The coding region runs from base 172 to 3825 and encodes 1217 amino acids. Gene Ontology annotation, molecular function: RNA polymerase II complex binding.
CAUGGCGAACGGAAGGACGAUGGACGCUGUCGUCAUUUUUCAAUAAAAUAAUUCGCAAAAGUGAGGUUAUUUUGUGAGAUUAUGGAUUUUCAAACCGGUUUAUUUUCAUAAAUUGUAAAAUCUGGCGAUUAAAUAAAUAAAGAAAGAGUGCGGUCUAAAUCGCUAAUUGCGAUGGCGGCCAUUGAGAUACCGCUUCGUGAUACGGAUGAGGUGAUCGAGUUGUAUCCCGAUCAACUUCCUGAUGGUGAUGAAGUUCUCGGAAUUCUACGGCAGGAAAAUGCAAGCCUUCACAUCUGGGUCAGCUUGGCCCUUGAAUAUUACAAGCAAUCGAAAAUUGAUGAUUUCAUUAAAAUACUGGAGUCAUCGCGUCUCGAUGCAAAUACAAAUUAUCGAGACUUUGAGAAAGAUCAGAUGCGAGCUCUUGACAUGUUGGCUGCAUAUUAUGUCCAGGAGGCGAAUCGCGAGAAAAAUAAGGAUAAAAAACGUGAUCUCUUCACGAAGGCCACUUUACUUUAUACAACUGCUGACAAAAUCAUCAUGUAUGAUCAGAAUCAUUUAUUGGGACGUGCCUAUUUUUGCCUUCUGGAAGGCGAUAAAAUGGAUCAAGCAGACGCGCAAUUUAAUUUCGUUUUGAAUCAAUCGCCAAAUAAUAUUCCAUCAUUGUUGGGAAAAGCUUGUAUUGCUUUCAAUAAAAAGGAUUAUCGUGGCGCAUUGGCAUUUUAUAAGAAGGCAUUGAGAACGAAUCCAAAAUGUCCAGCGGCCGUGAGAUUGGGAAUGGGACAUUGUUUUAUGAAAAUGAAUAAUCCGGAGAAGGCUCGUUUGGCUUUCGAGAGGGCUUUGGAAUUGGAUAGUCAGUGUGUUGGCGCUCUCGUUGGACUUUCAAUAUUGAAAUUAAAUCAACAAUUGCCAGAUAGUAUAAAAUCGGGUGUUCAAAUGCUCUCCAAGGCGUACACAAUUGACUCAACAAAUCCCAUGGUUCUCAAUCAUUUGGCGAAUCAUUUUUUCUUCAAAAAAGAUUACAAUAAAGUUCAACAUCUCGCACUUCAUGCUUUUCACAAUACAGAAAAUGAAGCGAUGCGAGCUGAAAGUUGUUAUCAAUUAGCCAGAGCUUUCCAUGUCCAGGGCGAUUACGAUCAGGCUUUUCAAUACUACUAUCAAGCGACACAAUUUGCACCGCCUGUUUUUGUGCUUCCGCAUUUUGGUUUAGGACAAAUGUACAUCUAUCGAGGAGAUUCUGAAAAUGCGGCUCAAUGUUUCGAGAAAGUACUCAAGGCUCAACCGGGAAAUUAUGAGACAAUGAAGAUUCUAGGCUCUCUUUAUGCAAAUUCAACUUCUCAAUCGAAGCGAGACAUUGCCAAGAAUCAUUUGAAAAAAGUCACUGAACAACUUCCGGAUGAUGUGGAAGCCUGGAUUGAAUUGGCACAAAUUCUAGAACAAUCCGAUUUAAAUGGAGCUCUCAAUGCUUAUGGAAUUGCAACAAAAAUUCUCAAGGACAAAGUCGGAGUUGAUAUUCCACCGGAAAUUCUCAAUAACGUCGGCUCUUUACACUAUCGUCUCGGCAAUUUGGAGGAGGCGAGAAAAGAUUUGGAGGAAUCAUUGUCGCGCUCGAAUCAAGAGGCAGAACACGAUCCGGGUUAUUAUAAUUCAAUAUCAGUGACGACGACAUAUAAUUUAGCGCGAUUGAACGAGGCCUUGUGCACAUUUGACAAGGCGGAAAAAUUGUACAAAGACAUUUUAAAGGAGCAUCCAAAUUAUGUUGAUUGUUAUUUACGACUUGGCUGCAUGGCACGUGAUAAGGGACAAAUUUACGAGGCUUCCGAUUGGUUUAAGGACGCAUUGAGAAUUAAUAACGAACAUCCUGACGCAUGGUCACUGUUGGGUAAUCUUCAUUUGGCAAAAAUGGAAUGGGGACCGGGACAAAAGAAAUUUGAGAGAAUUUUAAAAAAUCCGACAACAAGCACCGACGCCUAUUCGUUGAUUGCUUUGGGCAAUAUUUGGCUGCAGACGUUGCAUCAGAGUGGAAAGGAUAAGGAUCGUGAGAAGAGGCAUCAAGAUCGGGCCUUGGCCAUGUAUAAACAGGUGUUGAGAACUGAUCCGAAGAAUAUUUGGGCUGCAAAUGGAAUUGGUGCGGUGUUGGCACACAAGGGAUGCAUUAAUGAGGCGCGAGACAUUUUCGCUCAGGUGCGAGAAGCGACUGCAGAUUUUUGUGACGUUUGGUUAAAUAUCGCUCAUAUCUACGUUGAGCAGAAGCAAUACGUCAGCGCUAUUCAAAUGUACGAAAAUUGUUUGAGGAAAUUUUACAAAUAUCAUCACGUGGAAGUGUUGCAAUAUCUCGGACGAGCUUACUUCAAAGCGGGAAAACUUCAUGAAGCUAAAAUGACACUGUUGAAGGCUCGUAAAGUGGCGCCUCAAGAUACGGUUCUGCUUUACAAUAUUGCUCUCGUUCUGCAGAGACUCGCGACUUCAAUUUUAAAAGACGAGAAAUCAACUCUCACCACUGUAUUGCAAGCUGUUCAUGAACUUGGACUGUCAAAUAAGUACUUCCAAUAUUUAGCCUCACAUGGAGAUCGAAUGGAAACAUUGGCUGAAACUGAAUCACGACGUUGUCAAGAUUUAUUGUCUCAAGCGCAAUAUCAUGUGGCGAGAGCUCGACGAUUGGACGAGGAGGAGAAACUACUUCGCAAAAAGCAGGAAGAAGAACGGCAAGCUUUCAAGCUUCGUCAAACGGAGGAGCAGCAAAAAAUGGCGGAAAUGCGAAAACAGAAGGAAGAGGAGAUGUUGCAGAAGCGUCACGAGUACAGGGAGAAAACGAAAAAUGUGCUAUUAUUUUCGGAUAUGCCGUCGGAGAAGAAAAAAGGAAAGAAGGUCAGAACUGAUCAGUACGUCAGUGACAGUGGUUCGGAGGGUGGUGAUCGUAGGGAAGAUGUGCCACGGGAGAAGAAACGCAAAAGAAAAUCGAGUACCGAGAGGAAGCCGAAGGGCAAAGGAAGAAAGAGGAGAGUUGGUAGUGGUGACAGCGCUGGAGGUUCAGAGAGCGAUAGACCGAAAGCGAAACGAGGAAAGAAACUGGGAAGUUCGAAGAAAUCGAAGAAAUUCCAAGUCGAGACUCCCAAAAAGGGACGAAUCAUUUCUAAGGAAACAAUAUCAACGAGUGAGUCAGACAGUGACGAUAAUCGUCGUAAAGCCUCCCGCGGAGACGACAGCGAGAAAGAGGGACCAAGUGGAAAGCGAAGAAUCGUCUCCGACUCGGAUGGAUCACGAUCACGUUCACGCUCCCGUUCACGAUCAGCCAAGAGUAAAUCGCGAUCGAGUUCAAGAUCACGAUCGGGUUCACGAAAAUCUGGCUCUCGUUCAAGAUCACGAUCCGGAUCGCGAAAGAGUUCUCGAUCAAGAUCAAGAUCAUCAUCAAGAUCAAAGAGCGGUUCAAGAAAAUCACGUUCGCCAUCUGGUUCACGAAAAUCACGCUCACGAUCAAGAUCUGGUUCGAGAAAAUCAAGAUCGAAAUCCGCCUCACGUUCACGUUCCAGAUCGCACUCACGAUCUAAAUCAAGAUCAAAGAGUCGAUCCGUUUCUCGUUCACGAUCGCGAUCAGGAUCGAGAAAGAGUCGUUCCCGCUCAAGAUCGGGCUCGAGGAAAAGUGGAUCUCGAUCAAGAUCUGGCUCGAGGAAGAGUGGAUCACGUUCACGAUCAGGCUCGAGAAAGAGUCGAUCACGUUCAAGAUCUGGCUCGAGAAAGAGUGGAUCUCGUUCAAGAUCUGGCUCGAGGAAAAGUCGAUCACGUUCAAGAUCCAAAAGUGGAUCACGCUCGCGGUCUGGCUCACCAUAAUAUUCUUUUAUAUGAAAUGUAUGAAAUAUUUUACUUGUAUAUUUAGAAAAAAUGCGAAAAUCAAAUAUUGCAUUGUGGAUUUUUUUCUAGUUACAGGAGAAUUUAUGCUUGAUUCAUUUGCAAAUUUGACGUCAAGUUUUUUGAAAUAAUAAUUUGGAAAUUUUUGAUUUCUGAUAUUUUAUGAAACUUGAUUUUCAAUUGGCAAUGAAUUACGUUGGAAAUUAUUUUUUUAGAAUUUGAUUCUAUUUACAGUUUUGUCGAUUUUUCCGGAUUCACCAGAUUUUCAGAACUUAAGAAGAAUUGUAGACUAAUGUCGAAAUAUAUGUAUGUUUUCUAACAUUAGAAUCUUGUAUGAAAUGGAAGUUAAAAAUAAAACAUCAAUAGUGGAUUUUAGAGUAAAUUACAGUGGUCUUUGAAUAUUUUACUUUCUUCUUUAAAAUAGAAUUUUCAAUUUAAAGAAAUACAAUAAUUAUCGUAAUUCUUUUUUUUUUGCAAAUUGAUUUUUUCUGAAGAGAAUCGUUUAUCAAAAUUCGACCUUUUUUACUUUUUGGAAAUGAUUAAAAUAAAAAUAGAAUUGAGUAUGUAAUUCUUUUAAAGAAGGGAAUAAAGUAUUGAAAAAAGAGUGUAUUGUUUGAAAUUCUCGCGGUCUUUGCGCGACGGGAGGCACAUGCGUGUCGCUCACGAUCAAUAGUUGCUAAGUCAGUGUUUUACCAGCGGAAGGGAUACAGUUAAGAGAUUGCUUCACUUGCCGAUUGGUACUUUCUUGUGCUUACUGUGUGCUGAGAAUAAUGAGGUUUUUUUUAGAAAUCAAAAGAUGUCUCACGAGGAUAGCGCGAGGAGAAUUCUUACUCAUAAGCGCUGAAAAAACGAGACGUGUGAUAUAUAAGAGCGAUGCGGAGUUUCAUUCAACAGGGUCCGAUGCACCUGGGAAAAAAGCUAUGAUAUGAGCCAUGAUAUGUUUGAAUCACAAAUAAGCUAUUCUACUUCGGUUGUAAAUCAACAGUCCCUGCCCUAGGUGUGACUUUGACCUUUU